AGGGUGGGUGCCUCAACAGUCCCGUUCGGUUAUUGAUUGCAUGCGUUUGAAUUUGCGCAUACCCGUUUUCUUAUUUGUGUAGCUGGUUUUGUCAAAUUUCUUCUGUAAAUCAACAAGUGGAAGCUAUGCCAGACCAGGAUGUUGUUAGCACUUCCAGUGAAGAGGAGAUGGACCUGGAGAAGGCUGAAGACAAAGGAGAACUUGGAGACAUGAAGACCUUUACCUGGGAUGCUGACACAUUGGACAUCGACCUGAACCACCAGCGGAUCAGCCGGAUCGAGAACCUGCAGGACUGCCCGCGCCUCGAGACGCUCUGCCUGCGCUGGAACCUGCUGACGCGCAUCGAAGGCCUCGGCGCGUUGCCGUGCCUCACCGAGCUCGACCUCUACGACAACCAGCUGACCAAGAUCGAAGGCCUCGAAGCGCUGGUCAAUCUGGAGGAGCUCGAUCUCUCGGUCAACCGCAUCACGACCAUUGAAAACCUGUCGCACCUCACCAACCUGAAGAAGCUGUUCCUCUGCAUGAACAAAAUACAGGUCAUCGAGAACCUGGAGGGCUUGCAGGCCUUGGAAAUGCUGGAGCUGGGAGACAACAAAAUUCGCAAAAUCGCCAACCUGGACAGCCUGACGAACCUGACCAGCUUGUACCUGGGCAAGAACAAGAUCAACAAGAUCGAGAACCUUGACAAGCUGACCAAGCUGCGGGUGCUCAGCCUUCAGAGUGACCGCAUCACGGUGAUGGAGGGUCUGCAGCAGCUGGCCCAGCUGGAGCAGCUGUACCUCUCCCACAACGGCAUCAGCCAGAUCGACGGUCUGGAAGGUACGCAGCUGAACACGCUCGACCUCGCCUCCAACCGCAUCGCCAAGCUGGAGAACAUGGCGCAUCUCACGGAGCUGGAGGAGUUCUGGUGCAACGACAACCAAGUGUCGGACUGGGUCGACCUGGCGCAGCUGAAUGGCGCCAAGCAACGCGAGAGUGUGUACCUGGAGCGCAACCCGCUGGCGCAGGACGUCAACUACCGGCGCAAGCUGAAGAUGGCGCUGCCGACCCUGACGCAGAUCGACGCCACGCUGACGCGGUAGGACCGGCCGGUGCCGCGGGCGGGGAGGCGGGGAGGCAGACUCCCGGCGGAAGGGAGACGGCGCUGAUCUGAAGCGCGCCCAU
Pollicipes pollicipes is the source of this 1164-nucleotide messenger RNA. RefSeq names its product protein phosphatase 1 regulatory subunit 7-like. The record is from RefSeq and is a predicted model, not a curated record. Gene Ontology annotation, molecular function: protein binding. Lineage: Eukaryota; Metazoa; Arthropoda; Thecostraca; Pollicipedomorpha; Pollicipedidae.